AUGUCAGCGGUGUGGAUCAGCUCCUCGCUACUGAGGUCCAGGGCAACUCACCUCAGACAGCUCAGUGUGUUCUCUAGAAGGGCUGUGUUACAACCUCUACUGGUGGUCUCCUCACUACAGAAGACAUGGACACCUGGGAACCCAACCUGGUGCUGUAGAUCCCUCCAUGUGGACAGUCCCCCCCUGGUCCCAGGGCAGAGCUUCAGCUACGUCCAUGGGGCCUCCUCAGUGUCCCUGCUGGGCCAGACGGUGGGUCAGAGUUUGCAGGCGGCAGCUGACCGCUGGCCCCACAGAGAGGCCCUGGUGUUCCUGCAGGAUGGAGUCCGUAAGACCUUCUCCCAGUUUCAGGAGGACGUUGACCAGGCCGCUGCAGGUCUCCUGGCCCUGGGUCUGAAGAGAGGGGACAGACUAGGAGUCUGGGGGCCCAACACAUACCACUGGAUCCUGUUUCAGUUUGCCACAGCCAAGGCUGGCAUCAUACUGGUGUCGAUAAACCCAGCCUAUCAGCUGAAGGAGCUGGAGUUCACCCUGGGGAAGGUGCAGUGUAAAGCUGUGGUGUGUCCCACCCAGUUUAAGACCCAGAGGUUCUGUGACAUGCUGAGACAGAUCUGCCCAGAGAUGAACACAGCAGAGUCAGGGGUCUUCAGGAGCUCCAGACUACCAGACCUGCGUAUGGUGAUUGUGACAGACAGCAGACAGACAGGGACUGUACAUGUAGAGGAUGUGAUGCAGGCUGGAAGCAGACAGCACCACCAGGAGCUGCAGGACCUGCAGACCAAACUGUCCUUCGACGACCCCAUCAACAUACAGUUCACAUCCGGAACAACAGGAAAUCCUAAAGGUGCCACCCUCUCCCACCACAACAUCGUCAACAACGCCUAUUUUGUAGGUCUACGUCUGGGAUUCAACUGGAAGCCUAUAAGAGCGUGUGUUCCUGUUCCCCUGUACCACUGCAUGGGCUCAGUGAUCGGAGCGAUGUGUUUGGCACUGCAUGGCAUCACCCUGGUCUUCCCCUCUGCUGGGUACGACAGCCGUGCCAACCUGGAGGCCAUUCAGAAUGAAAGGUGUAAUUUCCUCUACGGAACUCCUACCAUGUACAUUGACAUGCUUGGACAGCCUGACCUACACAACUAUGACCUGUCCUCAGUUGAAUCUGGGUUUAUGAGUGGGUCUCUUUGUCCUCCGGAAGUCAUGAAGAAACUCAAAACUGAUAUGAAUGUCAAUGAUAUGAUAAUAGGCUAUGGGACCACAGAGAACAGCCCUGUAACAUUCCUUGGUUUCCUGCGAGACAACGAGGAACUGAAGACAGAGACGGUGGGAUGCAUCCUGAACCACACUGAGGCGAAGGUGGUGGAUGUGUCCUCUGGAGAGGUGGUUCCUCUGGGGGAUCCAGGAGAGCUGCUGAUCAGAGCUUACUCUGUUAUGUUGGAGUACUGGGAGGACCCAGACAAGACCAGUGAGGCUAUCGCCAAAGACCGCUGGUACAGAACCGGUGACAUAGCCAGUCUGGACAGGUUUGGGUACUGCCGUAUAGUGGGACGUAUAAAGGACAUGAUCAUACGUGGAGGAGAGAACAUCUACCCUGCUGAGAUAGAGAAGUUCCUUCACACCCAUCCCAACGUACAGGAGGCCCAGGUGAUUGGCGUGAGAGAUGAGAGGUUGGGGGAACAGGUGUGUGCCUGUAUCAGACUGAAGGAGGGACUGGACUGCAGCAGAGAGGAGAUCAGAGACUUCUGCAAGGGACAGAUUUCUCACUUCAAGAUCCCCCACUAUGUGGUGUUUGUGGACAGCUAUCCACUGACUGCCUCUGGAAAGAUCCAGAAGAAUAAACUGAGGGAGGAGAUGGAGAAGAAGCUGGCUCUGUGAUGGACAGAGGGACCAAGACAGACUGGGCUAAUAGCAACCCACGUUGAGCACCGUUGAUCUCUCGUUAAACCAUCAAUAAGAUCAUCCGCACAGUGAAUCUGAAUUACAACCACUGACAUUUAGUUGUGGCUGCUGCCAACAUUUUUAUUUGUUUACUAUUUUGUCCUCUGGUGGGUAAUAUCUUCAGAUUAAUCACCUAACUAUUUGACAAUCAUUUUGUUCAAAUGAAAUGAGGCAUUUCCUUGUUUACCACAGAGAAUCUACUGUGGCAGUUGACCCUCCACAUGUUAUGAAUGGAAAGGUCAGGUUGGUGUACCUACUUGUAUUUCCAAUGUAUGUCCAUUAAUGAGUAAUCCAUCCAUUAAUAUAAUCCAUUAACUUGUCUUUAUAAUCAAAAGGGGAACAUACAAUAUCCCUGAACUGUCCACAUCUAACAUUGGUUACUAAAUCAAGCCAAUCAUGAUUUGAGUUAAUAUAAUCUGUUUUCAUUAAGGACUAUGUGUCUGCUUUAAGGGUUGACUUAAUAUAAUCUAUGUAAAAUGGCCGACUAUGUGUCUUCUUUAGAACCACUAAUGUUUUCUGUUCAUUGCUUGUAGUCCUUCACCAACACACUAUUCCACACAGUCUCAGCCAUGUUUAGCUGAAUCAGGUUAAAGAGGCCAGCCGGGAUCUUAAAAACUGCCUGCGUUUUCAACGUUCCGUUUUGAUCUCACACAUGGAUAAAACACUACCUGUAACGUUCUUCAGGCGGAGAAAGCCACGCUAUCCUGACAUUCACCGCUUGACCUCGGCUUAAUCUGUGUCCAGGAAACUGGCCUUAACUCUUCCACCUCUUCCAGAACUCUAGAACUAUCGUUUGGAGUGCUUGCUUAUCCCAUGGUCUAUGAUGUGUCACGAACCGGCUCGACGUUCCGAACAAAAGGGAGACCACGUAGAGACAAGGAAUGACAGAAUAUAGUCAACUGAAUACGAUUAACAAUGGUGUGUGUCAUCAGUAGUGUGAGUGUUUUGCUUGCAUACAUGUGAUACUGCUGGGUGUUGAAAGGUGCCAAAGCAAACAACCCAAAUCUAGAAAGGUGCCUGCAUGGAGUCUCCUCCAUGAAUGGGGAAGUGGUGUAUUUAUCAACAAUGACUAAAUGAUGUAUACAUUUCAAUCAGGACUGACUAAACAGAAUACUAUUAUGUUACUGUAUGGAUGUAUGAAUCUUAUUAUAAUCCUAGUACUGAAUAUAAUGUGUAUAAUUAUAAUCAAGAAUCAGAACAGAGACUGUCUGUUCCUUGGUAGAAAUGAAUGAAUUUAUCGUCAGACUGGCUAGAAUGCGUAUCUACACAGGGAGACCUUGGCCUGGUCGUAAAUGAUCUAAACCGGUGGUGGACGAUGUGGGAAGGCUUGUGAACUCUACUGCCAUUGUAUCGGAGUGAAGGAAGGACAGUUUACAACCUAUGACGUCACUUUUAGUUUAUAACCUGUUGUAAACUGUACCAUGAUCAGUACUCUCGAGAAUAAACGCUAUUGAUUGAUUUUGA
Molecule: messenger RNA, 3393 nt
Organism: Oncorhynchus masou masou (cherry salmon)
Lineage: Eukaryota; Metazoa; Chordata; Actinopteri; Salmoniformes; Salmonidae
Product: medium-chain acyl-CoA ligase ACSF2, mitochondrial-like
Exons: 16
Coding region: 1-1866 (621 amino acids)
Biological process (GO): fatty acid metabolic process
Molecular function (GO): medium-chain fatty acid-CoA ligase activity
Source: RefSeq, a predicted model, not a curated record